AUGUUGUCAAGAAUUCUUCUGAGUAUUCUGGCCUUGAAUUGGGUUGCUACAAUGUCUUCUGAACCUCAAUAUAUGUUGCUGGUCCCAACAGUUGUGAGGAGCAACUCUCCACAGACCGCUUGCGUGCAGUUCCACAGCCUCAGUGAGCCUCUGACCCUGAGUGUUGCCCUGGAAUAUGGCAGUAUCCAGACUACCCUCUUUCAGGAAUCUGUAACAAAGAAUAAUUUCUUCAAGUGUUAUGAGUUCAAGGUUCCUCCUACUACUUCUGACCCCCUGGCAUUCAUUUCCUUCUUUGCCAAAGGCUCCACAGUCAACUUCGAUGAGAGAAGAUCAGUGGCAAUUCAGAAUGUGGAUAAUACUGUCCUCAUCCAGAUGGACAAACCCAUCUACACACCAGGACAAAGAGUGAUGUUUCGUGUGAUCUCUUUGGACAGCCAGUUCAGAUCUGUUCAGGAAACAUAUCCUCGAAUCACCAUUGAGGAUCCACAGCAAAACAAGAUCUUCCAAUGGCUGGAGGUAGCAUCUAAGCAUGGAAUUGCCCAGCUCUCCUUUCCACUAAACUCCGAACCUAUUCUUGGGCCCUACCACAUCACUGUGGAGAAGCAGUCAGGUGGAAAAGAGUACCAGUACUUCAUGGUUGAGGAAUAUGUGUUGCCAAAAUUUGAAGUGACUAGCAAUGUGCCAGCGAGGAUCUCUUUCUUUGAUGAAGAAGUUAAGGUGAACAUUUGUGCUUUGUACACUUAUGGCCAGCCAGUGCAAGGAAAUGCCCAAAUCAAUGUGUGUCAGCAGCACUUUCAUUGUCCACAAUGUGAGAAAAAGAAAGAAGAAACUUGCAAAGCUGCAACUGGACUGCUGGGGAAGGAUGGCUGCUUCAAUACUGUCAUCUCCAUCAAAACAUUUCAGCUGUACCGCAGCUAUGCCAGGAUGUAUACCAGCCUCAAAGUAGAAAGCAUCGUCACUGAAAAUGGGACAGGUAUCCAGAUGAAAGACAAUGACUAUGUUGCAGUCAAUGAAGAAAAUGAUAGAGUGAUGUUCAAAAAUAUGGAUCCCUAUUACAAGAGAGGAAUUCCUUACUAUGGUGAGAUUGCUGUGACAGAUGUGGAUGGCAAGCCUGUUGCUAAUAGGACUGUCCUGCUGGAGCUCAAUGAAGAAUACCUAGCCAACUAUACCACUAACAAGAACGGCACUGCUGCUUUUUCCAUCAACACAUCCAACUUCUUUAAUGCCAGUUUUAAGUUGAGAGUCAGGCAGGCAGCAGAUGACUGUGCAGACUUCUUCAUCUGGAGGACUAGUGAUGACCCCCAAGUCUUAUUCUAUGUCCAUCGUUUCUACUCACGGACCAACAGCUUUGUGAAAAUUGAGCCAGUGAAGGAGAAGCUUAGCUGUGGCCAGAAGAGAACAAUCAGUAUUCACUAUGUUCUGAACAGAGAAGGCUACAGGAAUGCCUGGCACACAAACUUCUACUAUGUAGUGAUGACAAAAGGAAAAAUUGUUCUCAGUGGCCAGAAGGAAGUCAGCAUCUCUGAUGCUCCCAGAGGUACAUUCUCCAUUACACUCACUGUCACUGAGAACCUUGGUCCCAACAGCAGGCUGUUGCUCUACACAGUGCAUCCUCAUGGGGAGGUAGUGGCUGACAGCUCUUGGAUAUGCAGUGAUGUAUGCUUCAAAAAUAAGAUCCAGCUCAAGUUCUCUGAGAAGCAAGGUCUCCCAGGCUCUAAAGUCAGUCUCCACCUGGAAUCUGCUGCCAACUCCUACUGUGCCCUGCAAGCUGUAGAUCAGAGUAUCCUUCUUCUUCAGCCCGGGCAACAGUUAUCUGCUGAAAGUGUGUACUACCAUCUUCCUGUGAGCAAUUUAUAUGGCUAUUACUACAAUGGGAUCAACCUGGAAGAUGACAAGCAAGAGGGGUGUACUCCAGUCAAAACCACCUUUUUUGAUGGCUUGUACUAUGAACCUGUGAACGUCAGUCAUGAUGGUGAUGUCUACAGGAUUUUCAGGGAUAUGGGCCUGAAGGUUUUCACCAACUCUGUGCUACGGAAGCCAGUUCUGUGCAAUGAAGGCAAAUCAGACACAGAAGAUUACCCUGCCUAUUUGGAACAUGGUGUGGCCCUGGGCGGUGGCUAUGGUGCAGGUAAAAGAAGGCUUAUUGGUGGGAGUGGUGUUACUACUGUUCGGAAAUUCUUCCCUGAGACCUGGAUUUGGGAUCUGGUUCACACCGAUUCCAGAGGCGAGGCUGAUGUCUUUUACACGAUCCCUGAUUCCAUCACAGAGUGGAAAGCCAGUGCUUUCUGUGUUCAAGAUGAUGCUGGUUUUGGCAUCUCCUCACCUGUUCCACUGACAGCAUUCCAACCAUUCUUUGUGGCUCUUACCUUGCCGUACUCUGUCAUUCGAGGGGAAAAAUUUAAUUUAAUAUCAAAUGUCUUCAACUACCUAAACAAAUGCAUCCAGAUAAGUGCCAUACUGGCAAAGUCGAGUGACUACAAGGCAAAAAUCCUUUCACCAGGAGGCAACACAGUAAAGUUGUGUGCCAAUGAAAGGAAAACCUAUAUUUGGGCUGUUAGCCCCCACAGACUUGGUGAGGUGAAUUUCACUAUUACUGCUGAGGCCAAACUAAGUACUGGAGGAACAGGAAACAGUACAUCCCUGCAAGAGGAGACAAUAAACAGGGACACCUUGGUUCAAACCCUCCUUGUUGAGUCUGAAGGUAUUAAAAAAGAACUGACUCAGAGCACUCUUUUCUGUACCAAAGGCGUAACAAAGUCUGAACCAGUCUCUCUCAACCUCCCAAGAAACAUAGUACAAGGAUCAGCCAGAGCUUACUUUUCUGUCAUGGGAGAUGUUUUGGGUACAGCCCUGACAAACAUGGACAACCUCCUCAAUAUGCCUUAUGGCUGUGGAGAACAGAACAUGGCCUUGUUCACACCUAACAUCUAUAUUCUGGAUUAUCUGAAUAAGACUGGGCAGCUAACUGAAGAGAUUAGAGACAAGGGUACUGGAUAUUUAUCCACAGGGUACCAAAAACAACUCACAUACAAACACCAAGAUGGAUCCUACAGCUCCUUUGGGACACGAGACAGGGAAGGGAGUGUAUGGCUCACUGCCUUUGUGUACAAGUCAUUUGCACAAGCCAGACGCUACAUCUACAUUGACAAAAAGGUCCAGUCUCAAACUUUGAUCUGGCUGGCAAGUAAGCAGAAGUCAGAUGGAUGCUUUGAAAAUGCUGGGUCACAUUUCAACAAUGCUUUGAACAGUGGAGAACAAGGUGAAUACUCACUCACAGCUUACGUUGUGGCAGCAUUGCUAGAGGCUGGACACACUGUCGUGCAUCCCGUGGUUCAGAAUGGCAUGAGAUGUUUGGAGACCGCAUUUAGCAAUGGAGUCCACAGUCUCCAUAACCAGGCCCUCUUUGCCUAUGCUUAUCGUUUAACUGGCAAAGAGGAAAGAUGCCAAUUCUUCCUUGACAAUCUGGACAAAAGAGCUAACAGAGAUGGUGGUUCAGUUCAUUGGCAGAGAGAAAACAAGCCACCAGCAGAAUAUUUCCCUGAUUUCUAUUCCCGUGCCCCUUCUGCUGAGAUUGAAACAACAAGCUAUGUGCUCUUGGCUUUGCUCAAAAAAGCCAAACUCACUCCAGAAGACACUUCUUACAUUUCUCGCAUUGUGUACUGGCUUGUCAAACAACAGAACCCAUAUGGUGGUUUCUCCUCCAGCCAGGACACUGUUGUUGCACUCCAAGCUUUAGCGCAGUAUGGAUACCUCACCUUCUCUAAAAAAGGUCUUAACACAGUCAAAGUUAAUUUCAUGGACUACCCCAGUAAGACCUUCCAAGUGAAUGACAAGAACCGCUUCUUACUGCAGCAGAUUUCCUUACCCACUAUUCCAGGGAAUUAUAGUGUGGAAGUGAAUGGCACUGGCUGUGUCUAUCUGCAGACCACCCUGAGAUACAACAUCCAUUUGCCAAAAAGAGCUGCAGGGUUUUCUCUGUCUGUGAAGUUAACCAAUGCUUCCUGCACAAGCAACUUCCCACCAAAAUUUGACCUUGUCCUCUCUGUCAGUUACACAGGAAACCGCAGUGUCUCCAACAUGGCUAUUGUUGAUGUGAAGAUGCUCUCAGGUUUUGCUCCUGUAACAUCUUCCCUGAAACAGCUUCAGCAACACAAUUCUGUUGUGGAUCGUGUAGACAUCAAGAACAACCACAUCCUCUUCUACCUUCAGCAGGUCUCCCAGAAGGCGAUCAGCUUCUCCUUCAGUGUGGAACAAAGCCUCCCUGUCUCAGAUAUCAAACCAGUGCCAGUACAUAUGUAUGACUACUAUGAAACAGAUGAAUAUGCCCUUGCAGAAUACAAAACACCCUGCUCCCUGCCUUCCAUCUGA
Messenger RNA from Chaetura pelagica (chimney swift), 4368 nucleotides. RefSeq names its product ovostatin-like. The transcript is spliced from 35 exons. Gene Ontology annotation, cellular component: extracellular region. NCBI's taxonomy places the organism in Eukaryota, Metazoa, Chordata, Aves, Apodiformes, Apodidae. The record is from RefSeq and is a predicted model, not a curated record. Bases 1 to 4368 code for a protein of 1455 amino acids. Gene Ontology annotation, molecular function: endopeptidase inhibitor activity.